Penaeus vannamei (Pacific white shrimp) is the source of this 2095-nucleotide messenger RNA. The record is from RefSeq and is a predicted model, not a curated record. NCBI's taxonomy places the organism in Eukaryota, Metazoa, Arthropoda, Malacostraca, Decapoda, Penaeidae.
CCAUGUCUUCCUCCGAAGCCACCACUUCAACUGAUUUCUCUGUGAAUUCAACUGCUUCAUCUAGCUCCAGCACCAGUGAGGAAACAACCAUGUCUUCAAUCAGCUCUUCUACAGACACCAGCUCCUCUAUAGGAUCAAGUACCUCUUCAACUACGGACACAACCACUUCUUCAAGCUUUUCCACAUCAUCCUUGGAUUCAAGCACUUCUCCAACUACCACCACUGACGAUUCUACUUACUCAAGCUCUUCCAUAGGCUCACAAACCUCUUCAACUUACACCAGCUCUUCUUCAGGAUACUCCUCAUCCAGUUCCUCUUCCGAACCCACUUUUCUACUUAUACAAACACCAGCUCCUCUAGAGGAUCAACCCACAACUUCUACUUUCCCAAGCUCCUCAUCGGAUUCAACCACGUCCUCCUCCGAAGCCACCACUUCAACUGAUUCCUCUGUGGAUUCAACUGCUUCAUCUAGCUCCAAAACCAGUGAGGAAACAACCAUGUCUUCAAUCAGCUCUUCUCCAGACACCAGCACAUCUAUGAGAUCAAGUACCUCUUCAACUACGAACACAACCCCUUCUUCAAGCUUUUCCACAUCAUCCUUGAAUUCAACCACUUUUCCAACUACCACCACUGAGGACUCUAUUUACUCAAGCUCUUCCAUAGGCUCACAAACUUCUUCAAAUUACACUAGCUCUUCUUCAGGUUACUCCUCCUCCAGCUCCUCCUUGAAGCCCACUUCUACUUUAACAAGCUCCUCAUCGGAUUCAACCACAUCUUCCUUCCAAUCCACCACUUCUCUAACUGAUUCUUCUGUGGAUUCGACUACAGCUAGCUCCAGCACCACUGAGGAAGGUACUAUGUCUUCAAUCUACUCCAACUCCAGCUCUUCCAUAGACACCAGUUCCUCUAUAGGAUCAAGUACCUCUUCAACUACGAACACAACCACUUCUUCAAUCUUUUCCACAUCAUCCUUGAAUUCAACCACUUCUCCAACUACCACCACUGAGGACUUUACUUACUCAAGCUCUUCCAUAGGCUCACAAACCUCUUCAAAUUACACUAGUUCUUCUUCAGGCUACUCCUCCAGCUCCUCUUUGGAGCCCACCACUUCUACUUUCCCAAGCUCCUCAUCGGAUUCAACCACGUUCUCCUCCGAAGCCACCACUUCAACUGAUUCCUCUGUGGAUUCAACUGCUUCAUCUAGCUCCAAAACCAGUGAGGAAACAACCAUGUCUUCAAUCAGCUCUUCUCCAGACACCAGCUCCUCUAUAGGAUCAAGUACCUCUUCAACUACGAACGCAACCACUUCUUCAAGCUUUUCCACAUCAUCCUUGAAUUCAACCACUUCUCCAACUACCACCACUGAGGACUCUACUUACUCAAGCUCUUCCAUAGGCUCACAAACUUCUUCAAAUUACACUAGCUCUUCUUCAGGCUACUCCUCCUCCAGCUCCUCUUUGGAGCCCACAACUUCUACUUUCUCAAGCUCCUCAAUGGAUUCAACCACGUCUUCCUUCCACUCCACUUCUCCAACUGAUUCUUCUGUGGAUUCGACUACAACUAGCUCCAACACCAGUGAGGAAGCAACCAUGUCUUCAAUCUACUCCAACUCAAGCUCUUCCAUAGACACCAGCUCCUCUAGAGGAUCAAGUACCUCUUCAACUACGGACAAACCAUCUUCUUCAACCUUUUCCACAUCAACCUUGAAUUCAACCACUUCUCCAAACUACCACCACUGACGAUUCUUACUUACUCAAGCUCUUCCAUAGGCUCAAAACCCUCUUCAAACUUACACUAGCUCUUCUUCAGGCUACUCCUCAUCCAGUCCCUCUUCUGAACCCACUUUUUCUACUUAUACAAGCUCCUCAUCGGAUUCAACCACGUCUUCCUUCCAAUCCACCACUUCUCCAACUGAUUCUUCUGUGGAUUCGACUACAACUAGCUCCAGCACCAGUGAGGAAGCAACCAUGUCUUCAAUCUACUCCAACUCCAGCUCUUCCAUAGACACCAGCUCCUCUAGAGGAUCAAGUACCUCUUCAACUACGGACACAACCACUUCUUCAACCUUUUCCACAUCAUCCUUGAAUUCAACCAC